Messenger RNA from Drosophila kikkawai, 2612 nucleotides. It is a transcript of the gene Pdfr, whose product is annotated as Pigment-dispersing factor receptor. Gene Ontology annotation, molecular function: G protein-coupled peptide receptor activity. Gene Ontology annotation, cellular component: plasma membrane. Lineage: Eukaryota; Metazoa; Arthropoda; Insecta; Diptera; Drosophilidae. The record is from RefSeq and is a predicted model, not a curated record. Gene Ontology annotation, biological process: cell surface receptor signaling pathway; adenylate cyclase-modulating G protein-coupled receptor signaling pathway.
UGAUUUUGAAAAAAAAAAAAAUAUAAUAUAUAAACAGCAGCAAAAGCAGAAGCAGAAGUAGCUGUAGCAGCGGCACAGCCGGCGGUUGCAAUAUGCUUUCGCUGGCGAUAUGACACUACUGUCGAGCAUCCUCGACUCAGGCGGCAGCAUUUCCGCUCAGCGCUUCACCCGCCUGCUGCGCCAGUCCAGCACAUCCUCAUCCUCAUCCGUCUCGGCAUCCGCAUCUAUGCUGGAGCCCACAUCCUCGCAGCUUCCCAAUAAUGAUGUCCUUGGCGGCGGACGUAUUCCCUUCCUGCCUGGCAAUGCGACCGGCGAAUCGUCGUCGUCUUCGUCGCCGCCGCUGCCGUCGCCGUCGUUGCCAGACGCCGAUGCACUGGAUCCAAACUUCGUCCUCGACGGGGUCACCAGUGUGGCCAAAAUGGCCCUGGAGGCGACAGUAAAGGUGCUACGCGAUCCGGAUCCGGAACAGAUUUUGGCCAAUGCCAAUGCCAGCGCUCCAUGGAAUAUAACGCUGGCAGCGGCGGCGGCCACCAACUAUGAAAACUGUUCGGCGCUGUUUGCCAAUUACACCCUGCCACAGACAGGCCUUUACUGCAACUGGACCUGGGACACAUUGCUCUGCUGGCCACCAACUCCGGCCGGAGUCCUGGCCCGGAUGAACUGUCCGGGCGGCUAUCACGGCGUUGAUACGCGCAAGUUCGCCAAUCGAAAAUGCGAGCUGGACGGCCGUUGGGGCAGCAGGCCAAAUGCCACGGAAACGAAUGCCACGGGCUGGACGGACUAUGGGCCAUGCUACAAGCCCGAGGUCAUCCGAUUGAUGCAGCAGAUGGGCAGUCGAGAGGAUUUGGAUCUCUAUAUAGAGAUAGCCAAGAGGACGAGGACCCUGGAGAUUGUCGGCCUUUGCCUGUCGCUCUUCGCUUUGAUUGUCUCCCUGCUGAUUUUUUGCACCUUUCGAUCGUUGCGGAACAAUCGCACCAAAAUCCAUAAGAAUCUAUUCAUCGCCAUGGUGCUGCAGGUGAUCAUCCGGCUGACCCUGUAUCUGGAUCAGUUCCGAAGGGGCAACAAGGAGGCGGCCACCAAUACGAGUCUGUCGGUGAUUGAAAAUACGCCCUAUUUGUGUGAAGCAUCUUAUGUCCUAUUGGAAUACGCUCGCACCGCCAUGUUCAUGUGGAUGUUCAUCGAGGGCCUCUAUUUGCACAACAUGGUUACAGUGGCCGUUUUCCAGGGUAGCUUUCCAUUAAAGUUCUUCUCGCGCCUCGGCUGGUGUGUUCCCAUACUAAUGACCACUGUGUGGGCCCGAUGCACAGUGAUCUACAUGGACACAUCCCUGGGUGAUUGCCUUUGGAAUUAUAAUCUUACGCCGUAUUAUUGGAUACUAGAGGGACCGAGGCUGGCAGUGAUACUGCUCAACUUCUGUUUCCUGGUGAACAUCAUACGAGUGCUGGUGAUGAAGUUGAGGCAGUCUCAGGCCAGCGAUAUCGAGCAGACCCGCAAGGCUGUAAGGGCGGCCAUCGUCCUGCUUCCACUUUUAGGCAUUACCAAUAUCCUGCACCAGCUGGCGCCCUUAAAGACGGCCACAAACUUUGCCGUGUGGUCAUACUCCACCUACUUUCUCACCUCGUUCCAGGGCUUCUUCAUAGCCCUCAUCUAUUGCUUUCUGAAUGGAGAGGUCCGUGCGGUUCUCCUCAAGAGUCUGGCCACCCAGCUAUCCGUUCGUGGCCAUCCGGAAUGGGCCCCAAAGCGGGCCUCCAUGUACUCGGGUGCCUAUAACACGGCACCCGAUACGGAUGCUGUGCUGCAGCAGCAACAGCAGCCGGGCGAGAAUCCGGCCACUGGGAAGAGAAUAUCACCUCCUAAUAAGCGGCUAAAUGGACGAAAGGCCAGCAGUGCUAGCAUUGUGAUGAUCCAUGAGCCGCAGCAGCGCCAGCGACUGAUUCCGCGGCUUCGGAGCAGAACGCGGGAAAAGGACAAGAGCCUGGACAAGGAUCGAGAGAAAAGGACACAGCACGAGGCGGUUUCGGAACCCAUCAAUAAUGUGACAACAACAAAGGCUAAUCGCAUUCGGAGCAAGGAUGAAGACUCUAGCAACGGCCGAGGAGGAGGAGGCUCCAAGUGGAUGAUGGGCAUCUGCUUCCGGGGUCAAAAGGACAAAUGUGUGAUGUCCGGUGGCCAAAAGCCUCAGCAAAUAUUUAUGACGUCACAAUUGCCACCGACAUCGACGCUGGCAGCAGUAGCAACAACAACAAUAACCACAACAGGAAGUGCAACAAGUGCAACCGCAGCCGCAGCAGCUAAAGCAACCGCAAUUGCAACAAAAACGAAGUCAAAAGCCAAGGCUAAGGCCAAGGCCAUCACUAAGAAUCAUGCCAAGCCCAAAGCUUAAAGCACUUUGAUUUCUAAACAAAAAAAAAUAAAAAGAUCGAUAAAAGAUCGAUUAUUAGCUCACUCUUUGAAAGAGCGACGCCAAGCUUAGCAUUCGAGGGCGCAACUGUACUAAACUAAACAAAAGCUGAAAGUGUGCCCGUUUUUUUUUUUUGUAAUAACGAUAAAUAGAAAUGUAUAUGGAAUAUACCUAAUAUUUUUGUAUAUUUACCACCAUUACAUUACAUAAA